Molecule: messenger RNA, 1192 nt
Organism: Myotis lucifugus (little brown bat)
Lineage: Eukaryota; Metazoa; Chordata; Mammalia; Chiroptera; Vespertilionidae
Gene: CUNH2orf15
Product: chromosome unknown C2orf15 homolog
Exons: 3
Coding region: 1-534 (177 amino acids)
Source: RefSeq, a predicted model, not a curated record
AUGCGCAGGCCUGUGCGUCCUUCCGCCACCUUCCCAAAGCUCUGGAACACCUGCUUCUUUGAUGCUAAGGCUCUGAGCCGCUUUUCCCGGAGAUCAAGCACCGUUCGGGAUCCACGUUCAGUGAACUCUAUUCGCCUGUGUAUUUCAAAAGUAACCUCACAUUUGAAGAGACUAACCGUUCCUGUUUUUGCCGGCAAUCAAGUUGAAGCAAUCAAGUUGAAGAAACGUUUCCACUACUAUAUUUAUUCAGCUCUUCCAAUGGGAUUUUCUGUUAGUAAAUCUGCUACUCAGUUAUCUGCUAUGUGUAUGGAUGCAAAAGUGGAUGAUCAAUUAAUGCAAGGGACUGAGAAAAGCAAGCUGGAACCAGUGACUCAGUUAUUUCAAAACACUAAGAAAAUAAGAUUAGAAGACCCAAACCAAGAAAACCUUACAAGAGAGAAAGAGACUGGUCCAGGCUCUCUUUCUGAGAAAGCCGUGGGUUCAGUAGUUUAUGUUAAAGAAAGUGAUGGAAUAGAAAUGACAGAUGUGGAAUGAAGUUGUUUGUACCUAUUAACACAGAAAUCAAAACUUGCUUUUGACUAAGAGGGCAUAUUGAUUGAGAACUUAACCUCAAUAGGAAAACCUAACAAAAUGAAGGAAGAUGUUUGCUUUUUCCCCCCACUGUUUAUAAAUCACCGUAGACUGCAUUUUUUGAUGAUACAUACUCAAAACAGUUGCUUUAGGGAGAAAAAGCUUUCCAAAAUUCAAAGUAGAUUUCUCUGGUAUUAUCCUUGUCAAAAUCAGAGUUUUGACUAAAAGUAUUUAAAUGGCACUAAAACAUAUUAAUGAUAAAGUAUUUAACUAGUAAUCAAAAAACAUGAAACAGUGCCCAAACAAUUUGACAUCAUUAUGUCACACUAUUUCUUAUGUAUCAAUUUUGUAUGUUAGAUUUCCAGUUUGGGAUUUUGCUUAAGGGGACUUUAUCUUUCUACAUUUUUGCAUUUCUGUUAUAUAGACGUUCACUCUAGGUAAACUAUGCAAAAAAUCCCACAGUAAAUUGCAUACUUUGAAAAGCAUUUCACAUUUUAAAUCAUCCUUUUAAACUGUUAUUAUUUUCUCCACAUUGAAUUCAUUUCAGAACUACAACAUAGUUAUUUCAAAGUGUAGUAGUUUAUCUUACAGUUGCUAACAUUUUAUAUCACCAAUAUUUAAU